AUGAGUGGACAAAUCCCUCUUCAGUUACAGGACUUGAACUUUGUAUCUUCCUUCAAUGUUUCCUACAACAAUUUGUCAGCCAAAGCACCUGAUCAGGGAGAGUUUGCUAACUUUGAUGAGAACAACUUCAAAGGAAAUCCAUAUCUUAUUUGGAAUAACAGUAACAGAAGAAAUCCAACACCGCUGUCACCACCACCAAUUCUAUUGCAUGAUGGAGAGGGAAAAGACUCUGCAAUUGAUUUCACUUCCUUCUAUUGGAGUUUUGCUUCAUGCUAUGUCAUGGUACAAAUAGUAUUGGUGACAAUCCUUUGGAUCAAUCCUCAUUGGCGGAGACAGUGGUUUUAUUCUGUCCAAGUGUGCCUUCAUAUAUGUUUUGGUCAAUUUGUUGAAGGUGUGUUCUACUAG
Messenger RNA from Glycine soja, 405 nucleotides. Its product is annotated as receptor-like protein 1. The transcript has a single exon. Bases 1 to 405 code for a protein of 134 amino acids. Lineage: Eukaryota; Viridiplantae; Streptophyta; Magnoliopsida; Fabales; Fabaceae. The record is from RefSeq and is a predicted model, not a curated record.